AUGACAUCUAUAGGAACAGGAUACGAUUUAAGUAAUUCAACUUUUAGCCCAGACGGACGAAUAUUUCAAGUAGAGUAUGCAUGUAAAGCUAUAGAAAACUCAGGAACAGCUCUAGGAAUUAAAGUGAAAGAUGGAGUUGUUUUAGCUGUUGAACAUUUAAUACAGUCCAAAUUACUUAUCCCAGGGUCCAAUAAAAGAAUUUAUACUGUUGACGAGCACAUUGGAGUUGCAAUAGCAGGUUUAAAUACAGAUGGAAAACAUUUUAUCGACCGUGCCAGAGAAGAAGCAAGAAACUGGAGAGAUAUAUAUAGAACACCUAUUUUAUCAUCUUCUUUAACCGAUCGUAUGGCAAAUUACAUGCAAUUAUAUACUCUUUAUUCAUCAGUAAGGCCUUUUGGAACAUCUUGUAUUAUUGCAUCUAUAGAAGACAAUAUUCCAAAACUUUAUAUGAUUGAACCAAGUGGAAGCUAUUGGGGUUAUAGUGGUAUUGCAAUAGGAAAAUCCCAUUGCGAAAUAAAAAAUGAAAUUGAAAAACUAAAACUAGACGAAAUGUCUCUUUAUGAUGCUGUAAAAGCAGCCAUCGAAAUUAUUCGUUCUACUCAUAAUGAUUCAAAAGAAAAAGAAUAUGAAAUAGAAGUAUCGUGGAUUAGUCUUUCAAAGACAGAAGGUAAACAUCAACUAGUUCCAAAAAGUUUUAUAAAUUCUAUAAUAACAGAACUUAAAAACUCAGAAGAAAUGAUUGAAGAUUAA
Molecule: messenger RNA, 750 nt
Organism: Pneumocystis jirovecii RU7
Lineage: Eukaryota; Fungi; Ascomycota; Pneumocystomycetes; Pneumocystales; Pneumocystaceae
Product: proteasome core particle subunit alpha 7
Exons: 8
Coding region: 1-750 (249 amino acids)
Biological process (GO): ubiquitin-dependent protein catabolic process
Cellular component (GO): proteasome core complex, alpha-subunit complex; proteasome core complex; nucleus
Source: RefSeq, a predicted model, not a curated record